GUUGAGGUAACGUACAGUCGCCAUUUUACUACUAUAUGUAGCGCAGGAAACAAACAUUCUGACGUAAAAUUCUAGUAGUUUAUACAAUUUACAAGCAGGUGAAAUGCGUCGUACAAUGCAAAGCUUAUACAUAGGCAAUUACGUAAGAUACUAAUAUGUCGUAUGGCGAAUCUGUUUUGACUGGAGGUAGAAAUAGCUCCGUAAGAAGUGAGUUGGAAUUUACAGACCUUACAAAUUUGGAUCUUUUUCCAGGACUAGAUCUACCUGCAAUGAAUCCAAAAGAAAAGUCUGCAGAAACCAACAUUCCUAUUAUUCCAAGCGAAUUAAAUGAUUCUAGCGAUACAUCUAUGUCUGACUUUGGUUCGACAAAAUCUUCUGAAUGUCGUGAGAAAGAAAUCAUUCGUGCAGGAUGCAUCAGUAAUAAUAAGAUAAUGAAGAUCAAAUUGAAUCUAUCUGAAGAAGAAGAAUUGCUGAACUAUUUAUCAAAUGAUAAUAAAACACCAUUGAAAAACCCAUUUGUAAAUAUCGUAAGACUUCCCAAUGAUGUCGGACUGUCAAGCAGUAGAGCUGAUUUACCUGGAGUUCAUAUUGUGAAAACGAUUGCCCCCAAGCGUACCCUUGAACACAAUGAUGAUGAAUUUCAUCCAUCGACAAAAUCUUAUAAAUGUAUGUCCAAAAAUGCAAUUCUUGCUCGGGAGGCACGCCAAAAAAAGAAAGAACAAUUGACUGAACUCGAAAAUGCCAAUAAAAAACUUUUAAAAGAGAACCAAUGCAUGAAAAAAUCAAUGAAUGAGAUGGAAAAGGCGUCCAAGGCUCUUCAUGAUGAGAUCUGUUAUUUGCGUAGUGUGAUUGCGAAUCAAAGCACAUUGUCAUCAUUGUUGAGAAACAUCAAUACACCAGACAUUAUACUGACAUCAUCGGAGUGCUUAUCUGACAUUCAGCCUAAUGUCUUAGCAAAGCCCCCCUCAUCAUCCAUGGCUAAAAAUAAGGACAUGAAAAACAGUGAACAAGAUUCAUCUGAGUGUUUGGCUGACAUCGAGUCUAAUAUCUCAUCAAAGCGUCCCUUAUUAUCGAUGGGUAGAAAAGAGUCCAACGAGAGCAAGAAAAAAACAAAGAUAGAUUUAUUCUCUACAAAUAAUAUGGUCACCACAAGCAAAAGAAUUGGUCAUUCUCUUAAAGUUGCAGAGACUGAUCAUGCAUAUCAAAAACCUGGACAGUCGAAUCUUUCUGAUUCCAAGAAGCCUGUUGGUUCUUUCUCUUUUUCAGGUCCUGGUCAUGCCAACCCACAAGAUGCUGGUGUAUGUCUACACGUAUCUAAUGGUGCUGUUUCUUUGGAGUUCUGCGGUCAAUGUAGCACCAAAGCUGGCAAAGCAUUUGAAAAGUUGGUACCAAGGAAAUGAUGAUUGACUUGACAAUUGUUAAGUAUAUGACCUAAAAGGUCUGUAUCGGUUUCAACAUUAGGACACAGGCCGAGUCUGGCAGAACAGAGAAUGUCAAGUUCAAAAUGUACAAAUUCAAAACAAUUUAAAAGACAGAGUGAUUUUGAAAUGGUUAUAAAUGCUAGGGCAUAGGUAAACACUCAGGAAAAAUCAAUAUAGCCAUGAAGACUUUAUAAUGCUGUAACAGAAGUAUCAAUAUUUGUGCAAAAUCUUGACAAAUUGUAUUACUAGUAAUUCUACAUGUUUUUUGAAAUUGAAGAAAAGGUUUUUAUCUUUCACAAAUCUUGAUAAAUCUGAAUUCUUAAAUCCUGAACAAAGUGUAGAACAAAUAGUUAUACUGAAAAACUCUACCUUUCCUUCUUCAGGUGCAGAUCCCAGACUUGCUGUUCUAACAUUGGAGUAUAAAGUCCUAUUAUGGUGAUGUCGAUGGAAUUCCUCAAUGUUAAAUAACGGGAAGCGAUUCGUUUUUUAACACUUGACUUACUCUUCUACAAGUCUUCUACUAAAAUAAAUGAGAUUGAGAUAUGAGAAUACACAAAUGAGCUAUCAGAAUAAAGAUCUUUUAGUUGAAAACUGGAGCCUUCGUUGCACCUCAUUGAAGGCAGGUUAGUAUUGAACAGGGAGUAUAAAGUGUGUACAGAUAUUGGGGCUAGUCUGCAUGCUAAACUGCUCAUUGUAACAAUCAGUUUUAUUAAUUAAGGUUGCACAACAGACCCAAUUUCUUCAAGUUGACUAGUGAGGAGUAUUUUGUAAUACUGUAAGUUAAAAAAUCUGUAAUCUACUGUAUUCAACACAUAUUUAUUUAUAGCCAGUAGCCAGAAAAUGAACACUUGUAAUUAAAUAAAAUCAUUUGAAAUACACUUGUAAACAGCAUAGAUAAUUUUUUUCUUGUAUAUUACAAGCAUCAUCGUAAUCACAUAUUCUUCAACAAGUGACAAGGCUCUCGCCAUGUGCAGGAAAUGAUUUUAUUAGUAUUAUUGCAUUGAAUUUGUUGCAUUUGUAAAAACAUUCACACUUUUGAGACUUCAGUAGAUCUUGGCUGCAGUUAUUUGAAUAUGGAAAAUUGCUAAAGAUUAAAACACUAGUUAAGACCCAUUAUGAAGACCCCUUAUGAAAGUAAAGGGAUGAAGAAUAUGUUUUUACUAUGAUGUCCUCAUAUACACGUGUGAUCCACUCGAUUACCCUGGUUACCGAAACGGUUUGUUUCGCUAACAAAAUGUCGGAACGUCGAAGGUACUAUUUUUCUUUUUUUCCUUAUUUCGCGAGUUGUAGGCAGAAAAAAAGUGUGCAAUGUCCU
Owenia fusiformis is the source of this 2736-nucleotide messenger RNA. The record is from the annotation of a GenBank genome assembly. Lineage: Eukaryota; Metazoa; Annelida; Polychaeta; Sabellida; Oweniidae.